AUGAAAUAAAUAAUUUAUUUAUUUUAUUUAUUUGCUUAUCUUUACAAGAAUAUUAAAUUUGACAGUAAAUAUUAAUUUAAAAUAUUAUUAUUAAAAAUGCCAAAGGACAAAGAAAAAGAUAAAAGUAAAGAUGCAAAGGACUCAAAGGAUAAGAAAAAGUCCUCUGAUAAAUCUGUUGAUAAAAAAGAAAAAGAGAGUAAAAAGGAUUCUAAAUCAGAUAAAUCAGUGGAUACUAAAAAAUCCAAAAAAGAAGGAGAUAAAAAAGCAGUAAAAAUAGAUGAGGCUCCAUCAAAAGCUGAAUUACAAAAUUAAGAGUCGCCUGCAAUUCAAUAGAGAUAGCUUGUUGAAAUUCCAGCUGUUCAACCAGAAGAAAGACUCUGUAUAAGACAUAAAUUACCAUUAAAAUAUUUCUGUGAGACUAAUGAAGAACCAGUUUGUGAAUAAUGCACUAUUUAGGGCCCACAUAAUAACCAAUUACAUAGAAUUUGUAACUUACAUGAUGCCUUCAAUAGAAGAGCUGGUAAGCUUACAUUUUCAAUAGAAAAUAAUCUUAGAGAGAAAUCUUUGCUUUUAGGGGCUUAGCUUCAUAGAGUUGAAUAUAGAAUUGAAGAAAUAAAAUAUAUAACAACUAUUAUAGAAAGAGAUAUAAGAGUUGAGUAUGGAGGUAUAUUAGAAAGAUUAAAUAAUGCUGAGGGAGUUAAGCUUUCUAUAUUAAAUCAUGACGUUGAAGGCCUUUAAAAGGAAUUAAGUAAAAUUAAUGAAAUAGGUCAUACUUUCUUUGAAUUGAUUAAAGACCCUACUAAUCCUGUUCCAUUCCUUCUCUAGUCUAGAAGCUUAUGGGAAAAUGCUAACUACUAGAUAAACAAGCCAUUUAAAAAGGAAAUAAAUGUGUAUCCAUAUGACAUGCCAAGAGAAUUGUAACAAGUUAGACAAAAUCUAUCUUAAAUAGAGGCUAAUAAUGCUCUCAUAACUUAAAAAGAUGAAAUAAUUUGGAAGCUAAUUCAAGAAAAGUAAAAUUUAGAAACUUUUAAAGGAGCAUCUUAACUAGAAGAAGAAACAAACUAAGAAGUAUAAGAAUGGGCAAAAUUAGCUGAAGACUUACAGUAGUAACUAUAAAAAUACCAGCUUGUUUGUUUCUUUUGUGGAGCUCCUGUCGAUGAAAAAAUAGUAAACAAGAGUUGUGCAGAAAAUAAGAAAUUAUAUAGCCCUUAAAUUAUUGGUUUUACAUCCAAACAGCCUAAAGUUAAGUUUUAUGGAAGCAAAAGACAUUUCUUUGCUAAACCUCUAGAUAUAGAGAUUUUGAAUAAAAUAAAGCAUCAUAAAGCAGUUUAAAUACCUAUUUAAGAAAUAUAAAAAGCACAAGGAAUUUCUUUGUAAAAAAAUAUUAAUGUAGAAGAUUUGCUUAAAGAUGUUACAGAUGAAGAAGGAUAUAUCUCUAAUGUAAAAUUCUGUGCAGUUUUAAUUCGCAAUUUGAAUAUGCAAAUAGAUGAUUUAGAAAAAAUAAUAAAUUGGCUUGAUCCUUAAAAUAUAGGUAAAAUUAGUGGAAAGUAUUUCUUAAAAGCUCUUAAAGAGAUUCCUCUAGAAGAUUAAAACUAGUGA
This is a messenger RNA of Tetrahymena thermophila SB210, 1599 nucleotides long. RefSeq names its product B-box zinc finger protein. The record is from RefSeq and is a predicted model, not a curated record. Gene Ontology annotation, cellular component: peroxisome; aggresome. Gene Ontology annotation, molecular function: ubiquitin protein ligase activity; ubiquitin protein ligase binding; tumor necrosis factor receptor binding. Lineage: Eukaryota; Ciliophora; Oligohymenophorea; Hymenostomatida; Tetrahymenidae. Gene Ontology annotation, biological process: protein autoubiquitination; negative regulation of centriole replication. The transcript has 9 exons.